UGUUCACAGGCGAGAGGGAGGAGAGAUGGGCGGGGUAAUGAGAUAUAAAGCUGCCUUCCGAGGUUAUAGUGCAGCAGCCAGAGCCUGGAUUCAGGAAGAUACUGUGGCCAUUGAAUGAAACUCCUUGGAGCUCGUCAUCUUGUUUAUAGUCUGCUCCCAAAACUGCGACUCGCCAUGAGCACCAUCAGUACUGGGACCUUUCAAAACUCCCUGCCACUCAAUUACCGUGGAGGGAGUAGAGUGCAGCCUAUAGACUCUGUAGGACAAGAACAGGCCCACGAACCAACCACAGGGCGCGUCAUUGCAACUUUUGAUUGCUCUGGAGAGAGAGAGGUAAAUGAAGCUAUUCAAAGUGCCAAGGCUGCUUUUAAAAUAUGGAGUCAGAAGUCUGGAAUGCAGCGAAGUCGUGUCUUGUUGGAGGCAGCUCGUAUUAUAAGAGAGCGCAGUGAAGAACUUGCUACUAUGGAAACUAUUAACAACGGGAAAUCUAUCUUUGAGGCAAGAGUGGACGUUGAGAUUUCAUGGCAGACAUUGGAGUAUUAUGCUGGUCUUGCAGGGAGUAUGGCUGGUCAGCAUGUCCAACUCCCAGGAGGAUCAUUUGCUUACACAAGGAGGGAACCUCUUGGAGUUUGUGUAGGGAUUGGAGCAUGGAACUACCCUUUCCAAAUUGCUUGCUGGAAGUGUGGACCUGCCCUAGCAUGUGGAAAUGCCAUGGUAUAUAAGCCCUCACCCUUCACUCCUAUUACGGUAGUUUUUCUGGCUGAGAUCUUCAAGGAGGCGGGAGGCCCACCAGGUCUCUUCAAUGUGGUGCAGGGGGGAGCUGCCACUGGGGAAUUUCUCUGCAAGCACCCAGAUGUAGCCAAAAUAUCUUUUACAGGCAGUGUCCCUACUGGCUCAAAGAUAAUGGAGAUGGCUUCAAAAGGCAUAAAACCAGUUACCUUGGAGCUGGGAGGGAAGUCUCCACUCAUUAUCUUCUCAGACAGUGACCUGAAUAAUGCUGUGAAUGGGGCCAUGAUGGCAAACUUCCUCACACAGGGGCAGGUGUGUUGCAAUGGCACACGUGUCUUUGUCCAACGAGACAUCUUGGAGAAGUUUACUGAAGAGGUGUUGAAGAAAGUAAAGAAAAUUAAAAUUGGAGACCCUCUCUUGGAAGAUACUAGGAUGGGUCCACUCAUUAAUCGCCCCCAGCUGGAGAAAGUAUUUGGCUUCAUUAAAUCUGCUGAUAAGCAAGGAGCCAAGAUUUUGACUGGAGGAGAACCUUUCAUCCCAGAAGAUCCUAAGUUAAAGGGAGGCUUUUUCAUGAACCCCUGUGUACUGGGAAACUGCAAGGAUGAGAUGACCUGUGUCAAGGAAGAAAUUUUUGGACCUGUAAUGUCGAUACUGCCCUUUGAUACCGAGGAGGAAGUUCUUGCAAGGGCCAACAACACCACCUAUGGUUUGGCUGGAGGGGUCUUCAGCAGGGACAUCCAGCGUGCGCAUAGAGUAGUGGCGGCUCUACAGGCUGGAAUGUGCUUCAUCAAUAACUACAAUGUGAGCCCAGUGGAACUGCCCUUUGGCGGUUACAAGAGGUCUGGAUUUGGACGUGAAAACGGACAAGUGGCCAUGGAGUAUUAUUCGCAACUCAAGACCGUUUGUGUGGAGAUGGGAAAUGUUGAAUCUGUAUUUUAAAUGGCUGGUAAAUUUCCAUCUAUCUUGUAUUUCUUACUGCAUUCUGCUAUGAAGGAAAACAGAAGUGUUGUUGUAGUAUUGUACUGCUAUAUUGCUAGAAGAACAUUAGUACAGCAAAGUAAUCCUUUGUUAAUUUGUACCAGUUUUGAUCUCAAGGUAACACUUUUUGAAAAUAAACACUAUGAAUAAA
Messenger RNA from Pseudophryne corroboree (corroboree frog), 1858 nucleotides. It is a transcript of the gene ALDH9A1, whose product is annotated as aldehyde dehydrogenase 9 family member A1. The record is from RefSeq and is a predicted model, not a curated record. The transcript is spliced from 12 exons. Bases 115 to 1668 code for a protein of 517 amino acids. Gene Ontology annotation, molecular function: 4-trimethylammoniobutyraldehyde dehydrogenase (NAD+) activity; aminobutyraldehyde dehydrogenase (NAD+) activity. Lineage: Eukaryota; Metazoa; Chordata; Amphibia; Anura; Myobatrachidae.